Messenger RNA from Drosophila sulfurigaster albostrigata, 665 nucleotides. RefSeq lists its product as uncharacterized. Lineage: Eukaryota; Metazoa; Arthropoda; Insecta; Diptera; Drosophilidae. The record is from RefSeq and is a predicted model, not a curated record. Gene Ontology annotation, molecular function: sterol binding. The transcript has 2 exons. Gene Ontology annotation, biological process: intracellular cholesterol transport. The coding region runs from base 41 to 577 and encodes 178 amino acids.
CUGCUUAAAGAAAGUCAAUUUAAAAAUUUUAAAAAUAACAAUGCAACAGAAUCAACUAAUCUUAAUGAGCAUUUUGCUCUUGGCGACGCUGCUAAAUGGCGUCCAAUGCGCAGAUAAAGAACCUUCCACAGAAGUCAAGCAGUGCUCUGGGAGCAAACCUUUUCCCUUGGAAGUGCGUGUUCAUGGCUGUGUGACGCCUCCGUGCAACGUCUUUAAAGGAACGGAUGCCAUAUUUGAGAUUGAUUUCGCCGUUGACAAGUUCAUCACCAACAUGACAACCUUGGUCAAGGCCACAACAUUGGGAAUUAUAACGGUGCCCUAUGAGCUGCCCGAAGAUGUUGCCGACGUCUGCACCAAUCUGAUGUAUGGCGCCUAUUGUCCCGUUUAUCCCACGGAGGAUGUCACCUAUCUCUUUCAGUUUCCAGUGGGAGAAUAUCCUGAAAUCGGUGUGAAAAUCGAGAUAUAUCUGGCCGAUCAGGAUGGCGAUGUGGCCACCUGUUUUGUGUGUGAUAUCAAAGUCAAAAAGAACACCGGCAGUACCAAAAUGUAUGAGUUGGAUUUUCUGAACCGCAAAUAAGCUUUACUCAACUAUAACUUUAACUGUGAUACAAAUACAAAUAUAUAUUUUUUUUGUUCAAUAAAAAACUAUGCAAUAUAUUAAAUAA